AUGGCGUUUGUAGACCUAACAGGAACAGGGCUGCAAUGUGGACUCGGGCUCUUCCUUAGUGAAAUUGACACGCCCGUCGACCAAGUCCUUGAGAGAUCUAAGCUCAUCCUCUGGAACGAGGAGAUUUUCUACGCCUUCUCCCUCGCUUUUUCCAAACUUUCUAUCCUCGCAUUCUACUGGCGCAUGUUCAAGAACUCCAACAUCAAGAAACCUAUCAUAAUACUCUUUGAAAGCAACGUCAAGGGGACCUGCAACAUCAAUGACUCCAAUUUCUUCUUCGGCACCGUGCUAGCCCACUUAAUCAUUGAUAUCGCGAUUCUAAUCUUGCUCAUCAUGCAAAUCCGAAAGCUGCAGCUGCCAAUCACGAAAAAGGUCGCCAUCAUCGCCAUGUUCAUGUUCGGUUUCUUCGUCUGCAUAGCCUCGGUCGUUAUGCUCAGCGAGUCCCUGAAAUACGACACCAGCUCCCCAGAGAUGCCAUGGAAUGUCUCCCCCAUCAUCAUCUGGGCGACGGCCGAAGUAAACUUCACCGUUGUAUCCGCCUGCUUCCCUAUGCUCCGCCCCAUCUGGUUCCUCGCAACCCGCCACUCGCUCAGCAAACGCACCUCCUCUAGAGGUGCCGGCCCCUACGCGGCCCAGUCCUCCGACAUCUUCAGGCACCAAACCUCCAACGGCGACAAGGGACUCGGCACCAUCACCAUCACCAUAAACAAGAAGCAGCACGGCUCCGACGAAGAGGAAGACGGCGACUCGACAUACAAGCUCGCAGGUUCGUCGCACCGCGAGGGCUCGAUCAGCGAUAACUCCGAAUACCAAGGGUAUGCACAUGACAGCAACGUGCAUGGGCCUAGUACGGUCAUUACUGGUCAGAAUAAAAGAGGGGAAGAGAGAGAUGAGGAAGAGAGCUGGGCCGGGAUCGGAGGCAUGAGGGCAUUGUGGUGA
Molecule: messenger RNA, 939 nt
Organism: Mytilinidion resinicola
Lineage: Eukaryota; Fungi; Ascomycota; Dothideomycetes; Mytilinidiales; Mytilinidiaceae
Exons: 5
Coding region: 1-939 (312 amino acids)
Source: RefSeq, a predicted model, not a curated record